This is a messenger RNA of Eptesicus fuscus (big brown bat), 1176 nucleotides long. RefSeq names its product fibrillarin (gene FBL). The record is from RefSeq and is a predicted model, not a curated record. NCBI's taxonomy places the organism in Eukaryota, Metazoa, Chordata, Mammalia, Chiroptera, Vespertilionidae. Gene Ontology annotation, cellular component: nucleolus; box C/D methylation guide snoRNP complex; Cajal body. The transcript is spliced from 9 exons. Gene Ontology annotation, biological process: rRNA methylation; box C/D sno(s)RNA 3'-end processing. Gene Ontology annotation, molecular function: rRNA methyltransferase activity; histone H2AQ104 methyltransferase activity; RNA binding. Bases 110 to 1096 code for a protein of 328 amino acids.
ACGCGCCGUACGUCGCCGCGCGCGUGCGCUCCUUUCCACGUGCGAAAGCCCCUUACUCGUGGGGUUCUGGACGCCGCAGAAACCUGACGCGCGCCGCUCUGCUCUCGCCAUGAAGCCAGGUUUCAGCCCCCGUGGGGGUGGCUUCGGUGGCCGAGGGGGCUUUGGUGACCGUGGGGGUCGAGGUGGAGGCCGAGGCGGCUUUGGUGGAGGCCGAGGCGGCUUUGGUGGAGGCCGAGGCGGCUUUGGUGGGGGCCGAGGUCGUGGUGGAGGCUUCAGAGGCCGUGGACGAGGAGGAGGAGGAGGAGGAAGAGGUGGUGGGUUCCAGUCUGGUGGCAACCGGGGUCGUGGUAGGGGAGGAAAAAGAGGAAAUCAGUCAGGGAAAAAUGUGAUGGUGGAACCUCACCGGCAUGAGGGUGUCUUCAUUUGUCGUGGAAAGGAAGAUGCCCUAGUCACCAAGAAUCUGGUCCCUGGAGAAUCAGUUUAUGGAGAAAAGAGAGUCUCAAUUUCGGAGGGAGAUGACAAAAUCGAGUACCGUGCCUGGAACCCCUUCCGCUCCAAGCUGGCAGCAGCGAUCCUGGGUGGUGUGGACCAAAUCCACAUCAAGCCAGGGGCCAAGGUGCUCUACCUUGGGGCUGCCUCGGGCACCACCGUCUCUCAUGUCUCUGACAUUGUAGGCCCGGAUGGUCUGGUCUAUGCAGUUGAGUUCUCCCACCGCUCUGGCCGUGACCUCAUUAACUUGGCCAAGAAGAGGACUAACAUUAUUCCUGUCAUUGAAGAUGCUCGGCACCCGCACAAAUACCGCAUGCUCAUUGCAAUGGUGGAUGUGAUCUUUGCCGAUGUGGCCCAGCCAGACCAAACCCGGAUUGUAGCCCUGAAUGCCCACACCUUCCUACGUAAUGGAGGACACUUUGUGAUUUCCAUUAAGGCUAACUGCAUUGACUCCACAGCAUCUGCCGAGGCAGUGUUUGCCUCUGAAGUGAAAAAAAUGCAACAGGAAAACAUGAAACCCCAGGAGCAGUUGACUCUAGAGCCAUAUGAAAGAGACCACGCUGUGGUCGUGGGUGUAUACAGGCCGCCCCCCAAGGUGAAGAACUGAAGGCUGCUUCUUCAUCUGGAUUGCUGAGAUUGUGUUGCUACUGUUACACUUGUGUUUUUCUAUUAAAAGACUCAUCCUUC